AUGAGUGCUGAUCAUACAAGAGAUCCAUGUCCAAUAGUUAUAUUGAAUGAUUUUGGUGGUGCAUUUGCUAUGGGUGCUAUAGGUGGUUGUGUUUGGCAUGGUAUAAAAGGUUUUAGAAAUUCACCAUAUGGAGAAAGAGGUUAUGGUGCAUUAUCAGCUAUAAAACAAAGAGCACCAAGAGUUGGUGGUAAUUUAGGUGUUUGGGGUGGUUUAUUUUCAAUAUUUGAUUGUUCAGUAAAAGCAAUUAGAAAAAGAGAAGAUGCCUGGAACGCAGUUAUUGCUGGAUUUUUCACAGGUGGUGCAUUAGCAAUAAGAGGAGGUUGGAAACAUACAAGAAAUUCAGCAAUAACUUGUGCUUGUUUAUUAGGUGUUUUUGAAGGUGUUGGUAUGAUGAUGCAAAGAUUACAAGCUCAACCAACAAUGGCACCAGUUUAUCCAGAAGAACCACAAGCAUUAGCUGCUUAA
Messenger RNA from Insectozyma verbasci, 465 nucleotides. The record is from the annotation of a GenBank genome assembly. Lineage: Eukaryota; Fungi; Ascomycota; Pichiomycetes; Serinales; Debaryomycetaceae.